This is a messenger RNA of Hymenoscyphus albidus, 1047 nucleotides long. NCBI's taxonomy places the organism in Eukaryota, Fungi, Ascomycota, Leotiomycetes, Helotiales, Helotiaceae. The record is from the annotation of a GenBank genome assembly.
AUGGGGGCCAGACUCUCCAGUUUAUGGACACAACAUCACCCACCCAUACCUACUUUCACUGAGAGAGACCUACCAAGUCUCGAUGGAAAAGUGUACAUCGUCAGCGGCUCCAAUACCGGCGUUGGUAAAGAGUUGGCCCGUGUAUUGUAUUCUAAAGAUGCCAAGGUCUACAUUGCAGCACGUUCCAAAACCAAAGCCGACGAUGCAAUACAAGACAUCAAAGACUCAGAGCCUGCAUCUAAGGGAGAAUUGGUCUUUCUCCACUUAGACCUAGCAGAUCUGACUACGAUCAAGGCGUCUGCACAGCGCUUCCUCGAUGCCGAAACAAAACUCCACGUUCUCUUCAAUAAUGCAGGUGUCAUGGCUCCCGAAAAGAUUCAACGGACACCGCAAGGCUACGAAUUGAACCUGGGCAUCAACAAUGUUGGAACAUUCCUCUUCACCAAGCUCCUCACACCUAUUUUAGUCUCAACCGCCAAGGUGGAACACUACAACCAUGUUAGAGUGAUUUGGCUUGCUUCAGCUGCACACGAGAUGUUUGCUCCAACCAACUUUGGGAUUACACUCGAUAAUUUGGACUACAAGAAAGAUGUUGCUGGUCCCAAGAGGUAUGCCCGCAGCAAGUCGGGUGCCUGGGCACUGGGUGUGGAAUUUGCGAAUCGACACAGGGCAGAUGGUGUCAUCAGUAUUCCAUUGAAUCCAGGAAACCUUACCUCCGAACUCUUCCGGGACCAGAAUUCCGUGAUGAAGUUUGUGUCGGGGAUGGUAGGAUAUCCUCCUAUAAAUGGGGCUUAUACGGAAUUGUUCGCAGGUUUGUCGCCUGAGGUGACAAUUGAAAAGUCUGGAAGUUGGGGUAAGUAAAAUUCAAUCAAAGACCAUCGUAGGCGAUAUUUUGGGUCUAACUUGUCUCUAGUCGUUCCCUUUGGUCGAAUUUAUCCAAUUCGACAGGACCUACUCUCUGCAAUGAAGAGUAAGGCUGAAGGUGGAAACGGUAGCUGUAAAAGGUUCUGGGAGUGGUGUGAGGAGCAAGUCAAACCAUAUCUAUGA